Molecule: messenger RNA, 1737 nt
Organism: Euleptes europaea (tarantolino)
Lineage: Eukaryota; Metazoa; Chordata; Lepidosauria; Squamata; Sphaerodactylidae
Gene: MNS1
Product: meiosis specific nuclear structural 1
Exons: 11
Coding region: 1-1722 (573 amino acids)
Biological process (GO): cilium organization
Cellular component (GO): motile cilium
Source: RefSeq, a predicted model, not a curated record
AUGGCUGAGAAGGUGGGGGGCCCUUCAGUGGCUCAGUCGGUCGCCCGGCCGGGCCAAUCGGGGCGCCGCCAAGUCGUCGGGGAGGAAGAAGGGGGCGGGUCUUCCGCCGGACGUGGCGCUGGGGGCCCGGUUGCCGGGGCAACGGCGCGCUUGAGCGGGAGGAGAGGCGGCGUCACGGCGCUCCCGGCGAAGAUGGCGCUGGCCCGCAAGGGGGGUCGGCCGCAGCUGACGCCGGCCCAGCAGCUGGAACGCAAGCAGCAUGAGGCCUAUUUCCGGAGCCUGGCCGAGGAGGCGCAUGAGCGGAAGGUGCAGCGCAUUCACCAGCUGGAGGUCAUGUGGGAGGCCGAGGACCGCGUGGAGCGCAAGCGCGUCACCCGGCUGCUGAAGGAGGAGGAGCACGAGCAGCGCCUCGAGGACGCCAUCCAGAGGUCAGAAGAGAAUAAAAGGCUGCGAGAACUGGAGUUGCAGCAGGAAGAGAAGCUGGCUGCAGAGUUGGCUAAGCUGAAGCACGAGCAGCUGAAAGAUGAGAAAAUGAGGCAGCAAGUAAGAGAGAGCAGUAUUGAACUUCGGGAGCUGGAGAGGAAACUGAAAUCUGCAUACAUGAACAAAGAAAGGGCCGCCCAGAUCGCUGAAAAAGACGCUCUGAAAUAUGAACAAUUGAAAAGCGAUGCAGAGCUGGCCAAGGUCAUGAAGGAGAAGCAGGACAGAGCCGAGCAGGCGGAGAGCGCCGCUGAAACAAGGCGGAAUCAGGAGAAGGUCUUUUACCAGCAGGAGCUGGAGAAGCAGCUGGAGGAGGGCGAGAUGCGGAAGCAGGCCGCCUACGAGGAGUUCCUCAGGGACAAGCUCCUGAUCGACGACAUUGUGAGGAAGAUCUACGAGGAAGACGAAAGGGCAAGGCAGGAAAGGUUAGAGAAAAAGAGGAUGACUCAGCGCUUCAUAGAAGAGUUUAAACGGGAUCAGGACCUGCGGCGGAGGAGGGAGCAAGAGGAGAUGGAGGAGGAGAACAGGAAGAUCUUGGCCUUUGCCAACAUGUGGCAGCAAAGAGAAGACAGGCGGAUGGUUCAAGUCCACGAGAAUGAGGAGCAGAAGCGCAGGCUCCACCAAAUGGUGGUGGAUCAGCUGGAAAAAGAGUGGCGGGAGCGAGAAGAGCUGGAGCAGGUCCGUGAGGAGCUCUCGUUGGAGGAGCAGGCGGCAGCGGACAGGAGAAAGGAAAGGGAAGAGAUGGAGAAGAAAAUCCGGCAGCGCCUGGAGCUGCGGCGCUCCUACGAAGAGCAGCUGGCUGUGCGGGAGGUGCUGCAGCAAGCCAUGAAGGAGGAGGAGGAGGCCUUCUGCCGGGCCAUGCUGGCCAAGUUCGCGGAGGACGACCGGAUCGAGCAGAUGAACGCCCAGAAGCGAAGGAUGAAGCAGCUGGAGCACCAUAGGGCCGUGCAGCAGCUGAUCGAAGACCGGCGCAAGCAGUUCCUGGCAGACAAGAAGCGUGAACUGGAAGAGAGGCAGCUGGAAGAGAGGCGGGCGGAAGCCGUGAAGGCCAUCGUUGAAGAAGAGCGCCGCAAGCUGCUUCAAGAACACGCUGUCAAACUGCUGGGGUACCUUCCCCGAGGAGUUCUUAAAGAUGAGCAAGAUGUCGACAUGCUCGGAGAAGAGUUUCGGCAACUUUAUCAGAAGAGAAAAAAUGAUGGGCUUACAGAAGAAAACGAAGGUGAAUCUGCUUCUUCCCGAUAGCCGUGGCUCCCGUGG